AUGCGCCCGGGAAGCCUCCUGCUCCUCCUCCUCCUGGCAGGGCUGGGGUCAGAAGCCGGUGCCGCCGGCCGGGACAGGCGGUGUGCCCCCCCUCCCGCCUUGCCAGCCUACAUGAGGAGCCUCUACCGGGCCGCCCUCCUUCCCCGCGCAGACGUCGUCCGGAGCCUUCGGCCGCACAGUGUCCAUAAAGUAGGACAGAAAUGGAGCAUCAUUUUCAACUUUUCUGUUAGUCAAGGAGAGGAGCUGCAGCUGGCUGAAUUGCGACUCUAUCUCUCCAGGCCUGGGAGAAACUUUCCCUCCACCAGUAAUCCAGUCUGGGUGGACUUAUUUCACCAGCAGGACACAAGUUGCCAGCAUGGUCACAACUGCCCACACAUUGUCCACUUGGGCUCCUUUACGGUGUCCCCACCAUUCCCUUCGAGCUGGAUAGUCCUGGAAGUCACCCAGCAACUCUCUGGGUGGUUCACCAUCAGUAGCUGGGUCAAGGAACCAUUUCAGAAUGAUCCAAUCAAGUGGAAUACCAAACACAGCCUCAAGAGAGUGACCAGCCUCUGUAAGUCUGCCAACAAAAAGGCAUUUUUGGUGCUUUUCUCCAGUUUUUCCGAAGGAGAGGGAGAAAGUAGCCGCUCAACCUUGCUCCAAACAGUGAAAAGUUCAAAAUAUUUUAUACACAGGACUUCCAAAGACAUCAUGCCCCACUGGGGCACCAAGAGACACAGACGUCACAAGAAGCCCCUCAACUUGUCUUUGCCGAGCUCAGAAGAACCAGAGGCCAGAGGCCUGUGCCACAGAGUAGACUUCCAUGUCGAUUUUGAUCGGAUAGGCUGGGGCUCUUGGAUUGUAUACCCCAAGCAGUACAAUGCCUUCCGCUGUGAGGGAAACUGUCCUGUCCCACUGGAUGAGGGAUUCCAGCCCACAAACAGCGCCUACAUGCAGAGUUUGCUGAAAUAUUUUCACCCCGAACGAGUCCCGGCCUCUUGCUGUGUACCAGUGAGACUGCGGCCACUAAGCCUGCUGUACUAUGAAGAAGGAAGGCUAAGUAUUGGCCACCAUGAAGAUAUGAUUGUAGAAGAAUGUGGCUGCCAUUGA
Gekko japonicus is the source of this 1089-nucleotide messenger RNA. RefSeq names its product nodal growth differentiation factor (gene NODAL). Gene Ontology annotation, molecular function: growth factor activity; cytokine activity; type I activin receptor binding. Bases 1 to 1089 code for a protein of 362 amino acids. Gene Ontology annotation, cellular component: extracellular region. The transcript has 3 exons. The record is from RefSeq and is a predicted model, not a curated record. Lineage: Eukaryota; Metazoa; Chordata; Lepidosauria; Squamata; Gekkonidae. Gene Ontology annotation, biological process: BMP signaling pathway; SMAD protein signal transduction.